CGCGGCAGGUACCCGCAGACCAGCGAGGAAUUCACGUUUUGAUGGUCGAACACAAUUUGCAGGAUAGGUCCUACUUCGUACUUUUAAGUGACCUGGUCUCAAGGGAUCGCGAAUGCCUCUGCAAAUAUGAAAAUCACAGACAGCGUUUUGCGAAACUUUAGGGUUGCCAGGGUCCAUCGUGGGAAGUCGUCCAAGAAAGUCAACUGCGUGGAUUACAGCCCCAAUGGCGAGAGCGCAGUGUCGGGCAGCGACGACGACUCCAUACAGCUGUACGACAUCCGCGACGGAAGUGCCAAAAAGACCCUAUACAGCAAGAAGUAUGGAGUGGAUCUUAUCCGCUACACAUACAAAGAUGCAAGCACUGUGGUCUACAGCAGUAACAAACAAGAUGAUACCAUUCGCUACUUGUCACUCACAGACAACAAGUACAUCCGCUAUUUCCCUGGUCACACUGCACGGGUUGUUGCUCUUUCGAUGUCACCAGUGGACAGCACGUUUAUCUCGGGCUCAUUGGAUAACACCAUUCGAAUCUGGGACCUGCGAUCUCCAAACUGUCAGGGUCUAACUAAUCCACUAGGAAAGCCUGUGUGCUCUUUUGAUCCAGAGGGGUUGAUAUUUGCUGCUGGAGUGGAUUCCCAGGCAAUCAAAUUGUAUGACCUUCGUGCUUAUGACAAGGGGCCGUUUGCCUCCUUUGAGACAAGAUUCAACCGCGUCUGCGAGUGGACGGGACUCAAAUUCAGCAGAGAUGGGAAACAGAUUCUCAUCUCGACCAACGGGGGCGUCAUUUGCAUCCUUAAUGCCUUCAACGGAUCUGUGCUGCACACGUUUUCAGGCUACAACAAUAGCAGAGGCAUAUCUCUGGAGGCUUGCUUCACUCCAGACUCACAGUUCGUCAUGAUCGGAUCAGAGGACGGGAGGGUCCACGUCUGGAACACUGAGAGCGGGAUGAAGGUCGCCGUCUUGGAUGGGAAACAUACAGGACCGAUCAACACCCUCCAGUUUAACCCCAGAUACAUGACGUUUGCCAGCGCCUGUGUUAACAUGACAUUUUGGCUGCCAUGUGUUGAUGACUCGUAGAGGAGAGGGACCAAAAUGUCAUCCGAGUAAGACCACAUCACUGCCCUGCCCAUAAAGGAAUGGACACAUUGGAGACUAUGGAUGCAGUGAGACCUAAAUUCGCAGCAUAGUCCUUUUUCUUUUUUCUAAGAUUUUAUUUUAUUUUAUUUUUUGGCAUUUUCCGCCUUUUUAUUAGAUAGCGGUAGUAGAGAGAGACAGGAAAGGGCCCGGGUCGGAUUCGAACCCAGGUUGCUGCUGUAAGGACUCAGCCUUAUAUGUGGUAUGCACUCCACCAGGUGAGCCACUGGGGCGCCCCAAGCUUUUUCAAAAUAAGCUAUGAGAUACUGUGACUUUAACGAUAUGCUAAUAUUAUCAUGGAAAAACAAACCCCUGAGACCCGGAACAUGGCAGUGUUUUUCCUGCAGUGUUUUGGUCUCUCCAGCUAUGUUUGGUAUCACUAGGCAAUAAAAAUUACUUUUAUUGAAUCAAAGAAGGUUGAAUCAGUUCAUCUGGACACAACGUUUAUUGACAGAUACGUUUCAUCACUCAGCUAAGUGACCUCUUCAGUCUCAACUGACUGCAGGUAUCCCCACCCUUAUAAACAAUACAGUACAAUACACUGCCGAACAACUGAAACCAACCACCAGUUUCAUGAUCAAAUAUGGGUGUGACCUUUAACUAGAGUUUCAAUGGCCAUGUGUGCUAUUCACAGAGGACUGGAGAAUAGUUGCAAUCACAGCAUUGCAAGAUAGCGACAGAUGUACUAUUAACCUCCUCGGUUCAAGGAUGGUCGUCCCCUCUGCACAUUGAUCUUCCGCUUCCGGUGUGGGAAGAUGGCUGCGCGAAUUCGUGUCUGCAGCAGCCUCGCCCAGUGCCGGUGUCGGAAGAUGGUGGCACGAGUUCCUAUUUGUGGCGGCCUCACCCAGUACCGUCCAUGCAGUGUGUUUGUCCACAUCUGUGUCUAAGUUUUGUCUUCGUUUGAUGGCUGGGAGAGCUGGCGCCGGACCGGCUGGGAGAGCGGGGCAGGCUAAACUAACUGCUAGCCCAUGCAGACCAGCAGUUCCGAUAACACCGAGGGCGGUCUUGCGGCGGCCUCACCUGAUGUUGACUGUGGUGUUUUUGAUGUGGUCGUGAGGAGUGCGGGGAGGUGUGUCGAGGGAGUCUGGCUGGGGGAACUGGCGCUGGAUCGGCAGGGAGAGCUUGGUCUGCUUCGUCCGGUGGGCCUCGGGACCACAGCCCCUGCCUGGAGCUGCGCCCGAGGAGGAAACACGGAGGGCGGUCUGACAGGACGCGGAAGCCGGGUGGGCUAAGCUAACCGCUAACCCAUGCAGACUGGCAGUUCCAACAGUCAUCCUGGCUGGCGUUCGUUCCCUUGGACAGUGAUUUUUGUUUAGUUUGGAUAUAUGGGUUAGUUUGGUAUUGCUCUGUUUGUGCCGGGGGAACCAAUCCUUGGGGUGGACCAACUUCUGGCGUAGCUUGUUUUGGGGUUUGAAAGCGAAUGAGACAUGGUGUUUGAAAAAUACACAUCUCAGCUUUUCCGACGCUCUCGCAACAUACAUAUCAGCACUGGUUUACACUUAGGCAGCUGUUGUCCUUCUGCUCUCUUCGAUCUAGUUUAGAUUUAGAUUACUUUAUUAGAUUACUUUAGAUUUAGAUUACUUUAUUAGAUUACUUUAGAUUUAGAGAAGAAAUUCUGUGAGACAUCUCGUCAUUCAGCAUGAUGAAUCAAGUAUAAGUUACUGGCACUUUUGAAAUAUGAAAAUAAUCGUAAGAGAAAAAAGACAAAUACUGUAACACUGACAUAUAAAGAGUAAGACAAAGUGGUUUAAGUCAAAGUGGUAGCCCAACGGUUUAACUUUCUAGAUGAAUUGAUUUUGUGUUUCAUUUGCAUGUUAUACAUAUAUUUUUUAAAAACUGAGAACAAAAAACUACCCCAGUAUCAGUUUUGCACCUGAAAGUAAAUAAUCUUAACCAAGCAGACAUUUGUGGGGUUUCACAUUUUUAAAUACAACGUUCAAGUGACUGUUUGCCUCUUACAAAGAAUUCCGUCUAGUUCGAUCUAGAUGCCUGUAAUACUGCCCCCUGUAGGUGAAUUACAUGGACUGAAUACAGCUUCAGGAGCAGACAUGCUUGGUCAUUGUUAAGGGUGGUCCGACUGCAAAGGGUGGGGUCGUUUUGUAAUUUCAUACGGAGUACCUCCACUGCUUCAUCAACAGGAACGCACGUGAAGAGGGACGUAACGUCAUAAGAGACAAUUGGUUAAUCCUCCAUGAUGAUGUCCCUCACCUCAUCCACAACAUCCACAGUCACAUUCAGAACACAGUCAGAACGCUAUGGGUUUGUUUUUGUUUUUUUGACUUGUUUAUUGGGAAAAAGGUUCAGCAUUGUUUAUCUUAUGGAACAGUAUCAGUAUCCCCCCCCCUUUUUCUCCCCAAUUGUAUUCGGCCAAUUUACCCCGCACGUCCAAGCCGUCCCCUUUGCUGCUCCACCCCGUCCAACGAUCCGGGGAGGGCUACACGUGCCUCCUCCGAUACAUGUGGCGUCGCCAGCCGCUUCUUUUCACCUGACAGUGAGGAGUUUCACCAGGGGGACGUAGCACGUGGGAGGAUCAUGCUACCUCCCCCCGCCCCCGAACAGGCGCCCCGACCGACCAGAUGAGGCGCUAGUGCAGCAACCAUGACACAUACCCACAUCUGGCUUCCCACCCGCAGACACAGUCAAUUGUGUCUGUUGAGACGCCCGACCAAACCGGAGGUGACAUGGGGAUUCGAACCGGUGAUCCCUGUGUUGGUACGCUACCCGGACGCCUUGGAGCAGUAUUUUUUUGACUUGUAGACAUUAGUAGUACUACUGACUUGUAGACAUUGAUAUGUUUAUUUUUUUUUUGAUUGAUGUUUUGUUGAACAUUAAACAUUGAGUUGUGUUCAC
Messenger RNA from Lampris incognitus (smalleye Pacific opah), 3984 nucleotides. RefSeq names its product WD repeat-containing protein 82-like. The record is from RefSeq and is a predicted model, not a curated record. The transcript has 9 exons. Bases 127 to 1077 code for a protein of 316 amino acids. Gene Ontology annotation, molecular function: chromatin binding; protein binding. Gene Ontology annotation, cellular component: Set1C/COMPASS complex. NCBI's taxonomy places the organism in Eukaryota, Metazoa, Chordata, Actinopteri, Lampriformes, Lampridae.